AUGAGGCGUGCAAACAAAGUUAGUUUGGGAGUUGUGUGUUUUAUCCUACAGAGGUAAAUAUGAUAGUUUGUCUACUGAAACAUGACAUAUAGCCUCCCGAAGGGAAAAUGGCUGUGGAACAAAUUACAGUUGAACUUGAACUAUACUUGAACCUCCCCCCCCCCCCCCCCCCCCCUCCCCUUCUGGCACGUCACUGCCCAGACUGCCCUGGUGGCUGAUGCCUCUUCGGUAAUCUACCAUGAUGGUAUAGUAAUAAUUAUUAAAUAUCUUUCUAGUUAUGUUUCUCUGGCCCAGCUGAAAGUACCAUUCAUUAAUAACAUGUUGCUUGGCCGCACAUUUGACUAUUCAAAAUCCAUGGUAGGAAAUGACAUAUACAGUGCAGACGCCCAAAAGAAAAAAUCAAUUCAAAACGUUGGAAAAUAUGAACACAAGUUUGAGGUAAUAGGCCAUUUAAAGGCACAAAGUGAUUUAGGCCGGAUUGAAGAAAGGUGACCGAUAGCUAGGGGCUGAUAUAAAAAGUGUUUUGCUUGCUAGUAAAAAAGUAGAACUCCAUAGUUUCUGGCCAUGGGUAAAAGCAGCUCGUUAUACUACAUCUACUAAUCCUACUUUUCUAGUUAAUCGACACAUCAUCGAAGAGCAUGGAUGUCCUAGAUGUAUCUGGUGAAUUAUCUUUACAAGUAAUGGCUGGAGUUGUGGAAAUUGAAGGAAAGGGAUCUUAUUUAAAAUCUUCAACAGAAAGUCAAAACUCAAUACAAGUGCUUGCACAAACUUACUACAGAACGGUAAGAUUCGCGCCAAGAAGAUUUGCCAAAAAAACCUUUCCAAUAACGACUGCAGUUUCGUUAGUAAUAGGAAAAUAAAAUUCAAUUCUGGAAAUUGAGUAUUUUAGAAACAUGUUUUGAUAAAAGUACGUUUGAAGGUAGUGUUAUUAAAGCCCAGCCAAAUGACAACAAUAAAAAGGAAUGGAAUAUGUUUUUUAUUAUCAUCUUUAUCUUUGAAGAAAUGUAAGCAAAAAAAUUUAGUCUUUUCAUUAUGACUUGCUUGUGAGUCGUUUGCUGGGAUUUGCUGUUGUUUUGUAAGUAUUUGUAGGCAACAUUUUUAACUGCAACUAGCAAAUUUAUUUGAUUGCAUUCGCUUGGCUCUAUUAAGAGGCCUUAGAUUUCAAACUUUUCCAGGAAGCAUAUCACCUGACGUGACCCCUCUAGCAAGCUUACCUCCUUCGGCGAUCGCAAAGCUCCCAAGUCUCAAUCGCAAAAAAUGCUCCACAGUCGCUAAUGAAAGUGGUGUAUAGUAGAUGAUCUUCAAUUUUCAUUUGAAAUUAAACCUAUAUUGCAGGUAGUUAAAAGAUUCAAAAGUGAUGUUAAACCAAUGGCCAUCGAUUGGAAUACAGCAAAAAUAACUGGAGAACAUUAUGUGGAUAGUGUGACAUAUGGAGGAUACCUAAUCGCUUCCAUGGUAUUCACGGCAAAAAAAUCUGAAGAGAAAGAAGACAUAAAAGCAAGCAUUAAAGGGACAGUUAAUGCAGCGAAGGCGAAGGUUUCACUUGAAGGGCUCUUUAAUAAACUGGCAGAACAGACCAAAGAUAAUUCUAAAAUGUCAAUUACUUACUCGUCUACUGUAAUUCCUGAAAAAAUACCAAUUGACCAAGAAACUCUUCUUGAAAAUAUCAAAAAAUUUUCAGAGCAGGUAAGUUGUUAGUUUUGGGCUAGUAUUCCAAAGGUCGUAGGUUCGAUUCCCAGCGUGGACAGGCAUAUUUUUCAAGCUUGCCCGGUGUGGAUGUACACUCAGAGUAACAUCACAAACAUCAUAUUCACCUGAGUACAUUACACCAACACAGAAAAAAAAUCAUGAUUAUACAAAAUUGCAUUUAUAUCGAAGGAACUAUAGAUUCUGUUCCGAAAUAUCACACACUCGAACCGACCUGACCGCGUAUAGCUCAGUUGGCAGAGCAUUGGGCUAGUAUUCCAAAGGUCGUAGGUUCGAUUAUAUUUUUCAAGCUUGCCCGGUGUGGACAACACACUCAGAGUAACAUCACAAGCAUCAUAUUCACCUGAGUACAUUACACCAACACAGAAAAAAAUCACAAGUUGUAUAUGUUAUGAAAACUAUAAGGCAUGAAUACAUGACAGGCAAGGAUCUGGAGGCAGGCUGCAGCUGACGCUCAUUUUUCCUUUUUAUUGAUGAUUUAGGUGAAAGCACAAAAUAAGGGUGAAGGUGUUCCAAUUGAGGUUACCCUCAAAGAACUAAAAUACCUAGACAAGAGAAAAGCAUUUAGUAUUACUCCUCAACUCAAGAGCGAAUUGAAAAAGGUCGCGACCUAUUAUCAUGAUUUGAAAACAACCUCGGAUGAAAUCGCAAAAGCGCUGGAGAAUACGCGACUUUCUCCCUCGGCAGAGGAACAAUAUGGCAAAUUUAACGCAAAGAUAUGGAAGAUAAAUGACGUUUUCUUCAAGACGAUUGAUAAUCUCGACCUAAACGAAAAAGAUGAAUCGAAAGUAAGCCAAUUGGGCGAAGCGAUAAAGGCAUAUGGAACAAAUCCAUUGGCUGGACAGUAUAUGAGAAAAUUUAGACAACUGUUACGGAGAUAUCCUUUG
Molecule: messenger RNA, 2594 nt
Organism: Paramuricea clavata
Lineage: Eukaryota; Metazoa; Cnidaria; Anthozoa; Malacalcyonacea; Plexauridae
Source: the annotation of a GenBank genome assembly